AUGCCCAGAGUGCCUGCUUUUGAUCUUGCUAAAUUUAUUGAUGAGCCUUCAGCUGAACUGUUGUGUGAGGCAAAGAAGAAUGACUGGAUUGAGAUUGCAAACUAUUACCAAAUUGCUAUUAAUAGUUCUUGGAGAAAAGCUGAAAUAAAAGAGACAGUUUUAAAGCAUUUAGUAUUGCAAGAUCUCUUAGAUAGUAAGGAUGUUUUGCCUCUACAAGAAACAGAGGGUAUUUUUGAUAGAGAAUUAAGACUGAAAGAAAUUGAGUUGGAGUUGGCAAAAUUGGAAGAUAAAGAAAAAGAACGUAAAUUUCAGUUGGAAAUUUUUGAGCGGCAGUCUGCUGCUGCAACGCCUGUGAUACCAGGUGGUCACGUUCUUGGUUUUGAUAUUGCUAAAGUGAUUAAAUUUGUACCUCCAUUUUAUGAAGAUGACCCACAAGAGUUUUUCCUUCAGUUUGAACAUGUUGCAAGUAAUCUCUCAUGGCCAACUCAAUUUUGGUCAUUAUUAGUACAGUCAGUCCUUAAAGGGAAGGGGCGUUCCACUUACCUAGCAUUAGAAAGUUCACAGCAGAGAGAUUAUAAUGUAGUAAAAGAGGCAGUGUUAAAAUCUUAUAGACUUACUCCAGAAUUCUACAGAACUAAAUUCAGACAAUGUAAUAAAGAAUCCAGUCAGUCUUUUGUUGAAUAUUCUCACAUGUUGAAGAAAUUAUUUAAUCGUUGGAUGUCAGCCAACAAAGCUUCUAAGUAUGAUGACAUAUGUGAAAUAAUCAUGUUGGAACAGUAUAUUGGGGGAGUACCACAAGAUGUGCGUGUUUAUCUUCUUGAGAAAGAAGUAGAUUCUGUUGAGAGAGCCGCAUGGUUAGCGGAAAAUUAUAGUUUAGUUCAUACACCAAAGAAAAUUGGUUAUGUUAGACCUCACCAUGUUUCAAACGUUUCCCAUGAUCAGAGUCAAAGGAGACCUGAUUUUGUUAAGCCUGAUCCAGCCAGGAAAGGCUUUAGAGUGUCUAGUAGUAGUCCAAAUUCAAGUAAAUGGGAUGGGACUUGUUUUUAUUGUAAAACUUUUGGUCACAGAAUUCGAGAUUGUCCCAAGCUUAAAAACAAGGAGCAUAAAGCAGUCGCUAGUAAUGUUGUUGUGCCAAAACCUGAGAAUAAAAGGUUGUCUGAUGUUGGUGAUUCACAUGAUUUAUGUGCACCAUAUAAGUUUAAUGGGUCAGUUUCAGUAGACUCUGAUGGAGUUCCAAAUCCUGUUCUCAUUCUGAGAGACACUGCUGGUGUGAUGAGUAUGGCAUUGAAAAGUGCGGUACCAUUUUGGGAGGAUGUACUCACAGGCCAGUAUGUUUUAGUUAAAGGAAUUGGAGGUGUGGAGAGGUCACCUUUGUGUAAGGUGUACUUGAAGUCAGAGUUCGUGGAAAAGUCAGUUUUAGUGGCUAUUGCUGAUAAGUUACCUCAUGAAGGGGUAGACUUUCUAUUGUGUAAUGAUAUUGCAGGUGAUCGCUGGGGUCCUAAUGUCAUUGUGUGCUCCAAACCUUUGGAAGUUGAUCCACUAAAAUAUGAAUCUAUAGAUAGUCCUGAGCUAUUUCCUGUCUGUGCAGUAACCAGAAGUAAAGCCAAGGAUUUAGUAGUUGAAAGCCAAAAAUGUCAUUCUUUAGCCAGUAACCUUUCUGAGAAGGAACAAGAUGACAUUGGUUUGAAGGAUAUUUUUGAAUGUCAUAAAGUGGAUGAUGUUAAAACAGUGAAGUUAAGUGCUUCAGAUUCAGGUGUUGUAAUUAAAGAAGAAAGUGGGGAAGAUGAAUUAUCUGAUGAACCUUUGACAUGUAAAAAAAUUAUUGAAGCCCAGAAAUCUGACCAUACCCUAAAUCAUUUGUUCAGAUUAGUAUUGAGUGAUGAAGAGCUUGUGAAAGAACAAACGGGCUAUUAUGUGAAAAAUGGAAUUUUGAUGCGCAAGUACCGUCCUUCAGACGAACCUGCCUGGAAUACCUGGAGUGUACUAUAUCAAAUAGUUGUACCAAAAUGCUUUCGAUAUAAAGUAAUGGGUCUUGCCCAUGAAUUUGUGGGAGGACAUUUAGGAGUCAAGAAGACUCUUAACAAAAUUACUUCUCAUUUUUAUUGGCCAGGUAUCUCUUCUGAUGUUUCUGAAUUUUGUCGAUCAUGUGCUAUAUGUCAGUUAGUUGGCAAACCAAAUCAGAUAAUUCCUCCUGCACCUUUAGAACCGAUUCCCGUUAUUAAUAAUCCUUUUAGCAAAGUUAUUAUUGACUGUGUUGGUCCUAUGCCAAAAACCAAGCGGGGAAAUCAGUUCUUAUUGACUAUCAUGUGUUGUAGUACUAGGUAUCCAGAUGCAAUUCCCCUACGUAGUAUCACAGCAAAAACUGUUGUUCCAGCCCUGACUAAAUUUUUUACUAUAUUUGGAUUCCCAAAGGUAUUGCAAUCUGACCAAGGAUCAAAUUUCACUUCUAAAUUAUUCAAGGAUGUCAUGAAGGAAUGGGGAGUGAUGCAACAGUUUUCCACUAUAUAUCAUCCUGAAAGUCAAGGUGCUCUUGAACGUUUUCACCAAACCUUUAAGUGUAUGUUAACAAAAUUUUGUAAAGAGAAUAACAAGGAUUGGGAUGACAGCGUGCCUUUUGUGUUGUAUGCUGCUAGGUCAGCAAAACAAGAAAGUCUAGGAUAUAGUCCAAAUGAAUUAUUGUUUGGUAAAAAUAUUCAUGGGCCCAUAGAUAUGUUAUAUGAAAGUUUGAUUAAUGAGAAAAAUGAAUUUAACCUUUGUGAUUAUGUAACAAAAUUAAGAGAUAGGUUGUCUAAGGUGCGUGAGUUCGCAAUGAAAAAUUUAAAUGUAGCACAGACAAAAAUGAAGAGGGUUUAUGAUAAGAAUGCUAAAUAUAGGCAUUUUGAAAUCGGUGACAAAGUGCUUUUGUUUUUGCCUUGUAGAAAGCAACCUCUCCAAGCUAGAUUUGAGGGUCCUUAUAAAGUGCUUGAAAAGGUGAAUGAUUUAAAUUACGUGAUAAGUACCCCUGAGCGUAGGAAAAAGAAGCGCAUGGUGCACAUAAACUUAAUGAAACAUUUUGAAGAAAGGGAAUACCCAGUUUGUGCGAGUGGUUUAGGGAAAUUGUGCUUUAAAAAGAAGGAUAACUUUAUGACUGAAAAUGUUGAACAGGAAGAUAACGAUUUUGUGAUUAAGGAUGUUGAGGUAAAGUUAAAGAACAGUGACAUUUUAGGUAAUCCUUAUAGUAAGACUUCCCACCUUUCCCCUGACCAGGAAGAGGAUGUACUAAAAUUGCUACAAGAGUUUUUAGAUCUUUUUACAGACACACCACAAGUCACAACAUUAGUCAUGCAUGAUGUGAAGUUGGUUCCAGGAGCAGUACCCAUAAAACAGAGUCCUUACAGAAUGGCUCCACUGAAAUCCCAAGUACUGAAGACUGAGAUAGAAUACCUCUUAGUUGCUGGAAUUAUUGAACCAAGUAAAAGUCAUUGGGCGUCACCCUGUGUGUUGGUGAGAAAAGCAGAUUCAUCAUGGAGAUUGUGUAUAGACUAUAGAAAAAUUAAUGCUCUAACAGUUGCAGCAGUAGAUGAGAAAAUAAGGGCUAUCCAAGAUCUUCCAGUUCCAACAAAUCGUAAAGCUGUGCAACGUUAUUUGGGAAUGACUGGAUUUUAUAGACGAUUUUGUCCAAACUUUUCUUCUAUAGCCAAACCUCUCACAGACCUUACUAGUUCAAAAAGAAAAUUUGAUUGGACUUUAAGUUGUCAAGAGGCUUUUGAAAAGCUGAAGUUCCUUUUGUGUUCCAAGCCUAUACUUAAAGGACCUGACUUUAGCAAGCCUUUUGUACUACAGGUAGAUGCAAGUGAUGUUGCUGCUGGAGCUGUUCUAUUGCAGUUAGCAGAUGAUGAUGUGCUCCAUCCUAUAUGUUAUGCCAGUACCAAAUUUAAGAAGUAUCAGUGUGCCUAUAGCACAGUUGAAAAGGAGGCCUUAGCUUUGUUAAUGGCAUUGGACAAAUUUGAAAUUUAUUUAGGUAACACUGGAAAUGAAAUUGUAGUGUUUAGUGACCACAACCCCCUUCAGUUUGUGAACAGUAUGAAAAAUAGAAAUCAAAGACUGACUAGGUGGUUUCUGGCUUUGCAGCCAUAUAAUCUAGUAAUUAAACACAUAAAAGGUCAUGAAAAUUUGAUUGCAGAUGCAUUGUCGCGUCCUGCUUAGACAUUGUAUGUAGUAAGCAAGAUUCACAUGCAAUUGUUUAGUUAAAAACCCUUCGUGUUUUUAUUUUAAGGGUGGGGGUGUUACGUAGAGUAGCUUUAUAAUCUACUCAAGUAAAGGAGAUUUUUUGAGUUUGCCUUUACAUAUGGAUCUUGCACUGUUGUAGUAGUGAACAGGAA
Penaeus chinensis is the source of this 4361-nucleotide messenger RNA. RefSeq lists its product as uncharacterized. Lineage: Eukaryota; Metazoa; Arthropoda; Malacostraca; Decapoda; Penaeidae. Gene Ontology annotation, biological process: DNA integration. The coding region runs from base 1 to 4185 and encodes 1394 amino acids. The record is from RefSeq and is a predicted model, not a curated record. The transcript is spliced from 2 exons. Gene Ontology annotation, molecular function: zinc ion binding; nucleic acid binding.